Rhinolophus ferrumequinum (greater horseshoe bat) is the source of this 2436-nucleotide messenger RNA. RefSeq names its product adenylate cyclase type 10-like. Lineage: Eukaryota; Metazoa; Chordata; Mammalia; Chiroptera; Rhinolophidae. Gene Ontology annotation, cellular component: cytoplasm. The transcript is spliced from 14 exons. Bases 25 to 2331 code for a protein of 768 amino acids. The record is from RefSeq and is a predicted model, not a curated record. Gene Ontology annotation, molecular function: adenylate cyclase activity.
CUGAGCGCAGAAGAACAGCUGCUGAUGAAAUGUGCUGCAGUCAUUGGUCACUCCUUCCACAUAGACCUGCUGCAGCACCUCUUGCCUGGCUGGGAUAAACAUAAGCUACUUAGAGUGCUGAGGGCCCUUGUGGACAUGCACGUGCUCCGCUGGUGCACCCAGAGCCAGGAGCGUCCUGCUGAGCCAAUAUUAGUGCCUUCCUCUAUCAAGAUUGUUGAGCAAACCAAAGAGGAAAAGAAAAAGUCGGAUGCUGGCUAUCCUCUCCGGCUCCAGGAGCAGCUCUCCAGACCGCAGACUGAGGUGCUGGAAUUUGGAGUGCCUCUAUUACGGGAAGCUGCUUGGGAGCUGUGGCCCAAGGCACAGCAGAUAGCCCUGCACCUUGAAUGUGCCUGCUUUCUCCAAGAUUUGGCCUGCCGCUGUGGGAGCUGCCAUGGGGGGGACUUUGUCCCCUUCCACCGCUUUGCCAUCGGUUCUACGAAGAGCUCCAGGGGGACCUCCCGGUUCUGUAGUUACAAAAGUACUGGCUCGGUGCUAACACAAGUGAUCACAGACAAACUGCAGCUGCCUUGCCCCCAAGAUCGUUUUCAGUUGCAGACAGAACCAUCCAGAAGCCAGGAGGCCUUCACAAGUGAAAACUGCAGAACAGAGCAGGAGUUCCUGGAUCAAGUGAACAGGACGCUGGCUCCGACCGAGAAAGACAGGCUGGCCACGAAGCCCUGUCACUGUGAGGAAAUCCUGAAGUCGGUGCUCGCCCCUCUCACCCAGCACUGCCUGGUCAUCGGAGAAAACACUUGUGCGUUUUAUUACCUGCUGGAGGCUGCCGCGGCCUCCCUGGACCUGUCUGAUAAUUACAUGGCCUUCUUUUAUUUGAGGAAGGCAAGUAGUCUUCUGGGACAACCCUCAGCGUUCUCAUUUUUGAAAAGGCACAAGGUGAAGAUCUCUCAGUUUGAGGAGGCCAUUUUCUGCCGUCUUCGGUCAGAGGUCUGUUUCAACAUGGGACAGAUCACCUUGGCCAAAAAACUGGUGAGGCAAGCCCUUCGAUUGCUGAAAAGGAAUUUCCCUUGGACCUGGUUUGGUGCCCUUUUCCAAACAUUCCUAGAAAAAUAUUGGCAUUCGUAUUCCCCGAACCAACCUCCGAACAACCCCAGUGAGAAUGAGAAGAACUUGGCCGUCCUGCAGCAGCAGGUGCACUGCGUCUCCCUGCUCUGGCGGCUCUAUAACCUGGAGGCCACAGCCAGCAGCCGCACAUUUGCCUGCCUGGCCGCUCUUAUGCAGCAGAAUUCAGCUGAGGAGUUUGCACAUGACACCCAGGCUGUCUCUACCUACGUGGCCCUCUCGCAGUUCUUCCAGAACGUGGGCGACAGGGAGAAGUGGCUGCACUGUGAGCAGAUGGCCAUUCAGAAGAGCAGCCUCUGCUGGUUCUCCAGGGCGGGGCUGUUGGCCGCAGCCCAGCUCAUGCAGGCCCUGGCCUACACCAGACUCUGCCUCGGCCAUCUGGAGGGCUCCAUCCAGCUGGGUUUUCAAGCCCAUGAGAUAUGCAGACACCUCAGGAAACCAGCUCUGGAGAAUCUGGUUCUCUCGGUUCUCUUCCGAUCUGCAUUUCUGAAGAAGAAAUUUGGUCUGUGUGUCCAUGUGCUGGAGAGUCAGUGGGCACUCAUUUCCCAGGGUCAGGAUGUCCUUGACCUCGCCUGCUUCUAUUCUGCUUGCUUAGAUCUGCUGCUCUACGGAAAAGGAUCGCUGUGUCGGCCCUUUGGGGAGUGUCUGCAUUUCGUUCAACACUGUGAGCGCAGCUGCGUUCUAACUGCACAGAGCAAUGUCAUGCUGGGGGUUCACUCCUCUCUGGCUAUGUGGUUUGCCCAGGACUCACAGUGGGACCUAUUUGAACACCACUUCUCCAAGGCUCGCCAGUUGGUGCAAAGAACCAAUGCCUCACUGUUUGGUUCACAUGGCUUCGUCCGAUUCCUAGAGUGUCACGUGCUAAUGUUACAGAAAAUGCCAGAGGGUGUCUUCAUGCGUAUUCCCCCAGAGACUCACAGCCAAACCCUCAAGUACUUUAAGGAGUUCUUCUCUCGAUGUGCGACCUGCCCUGUCUAUCACCCGUGGGUGUCUGAGCUUAAAGCCUCUGUAAUGAGAUGUGGAAGGAGAGAAUCCAUGUUCUUGACUAACAUCACCAGUCCUUCUGACGCCUGCAUGACCAGGAUUUGGGUAGAGGGAGAAUUCCUGGAUGAAAACAACUCGUUUGAAGAAAAUUUAGGCAUACAAAGAUUUGACAGAGUGGCUGAAGCCGAGCAGAAUAGGGAUGAAGAAGAAAUUCAAGAAUGUAUGUGUUAAAACAAACAAAAAUCAUCUGAAGGGAUCAUGAUUCUCUUGUUGUAUAUAACACAAAGAAAUGCCCCAAGUUCUCUGUUUUAAGUUACUGUGUGGUGUACAUAUUAA